Messenger RNA from Closterium sp. Naga37s-1, 1392 nucleotides. Lineage: Eukaryota; Viridiplantae; Streptophyta; Zygnematophyceae; Desmidiales; Closteriaceae. The record is from the annotation of a GenBank genome assembly.
AUGGGCUUUGUCGAACUCAUUCCUCGCAUCCCACUCCUAUGGUAUCGCCUGCGCCAGGCUGUCCGGCACGUGGAGCAAUUUCAGCCACACAUUGUCAUCACCAUCGACUCCAAAGGCUUCAAUUUUCGCCUGCUAAAGGCUAUACGAGGUAAAGACAAGCUGUGUAGGCAAGGCGAGGAGGCUCCACUCUGUGUGCAUUAUGUGGCGCCGUCGUUUUGGGCAGUCAAGGGAGGCGAGCGCAGACUGCGAAAUCUCUCACCGUUGAUGGACCAUCUUCUAUGCAUCCUGCCUCAUGAGCCUGCCACGUGCCAGCAGCAUGGCAUCCCAGCAACGUAUGUGGGGCAUCCCGUUCUUGAGACCAUAGCCGAGGAUCGGAGUACCAGGCAGAGUGGGGAAGCAGGGAGAAAAGAUGUUGGGGAGUGGAGAGGGGAAGGUGGGAGUGGAGAAACUAAAGAAGCAGGAGAGCCAGGAGAGGAAGGAUUGCGAGGAGAUUGGGGUUAUAAUGUGGUGAAUGGACCAUGGUGGAGGGCGAGUGGGGAUGGAAGAGCUUUCCGGCAGCAACACGGCAUUCCAGUCGGGCCCCAACACAUAACCAUCUGCCUGCUUCCAGGAAGCCGCCUGCAAGAAGUAUCCAGGAUGCUGCCUAUAUUCCUUCAAAGUGUUAAGAUUCUGACUGCAUCAGAGUGGCUCAGGGAUUAUUUGGAUUCCCAGGGUCCAGGUGGCAAACUGUCACUGGUUAUUCCAACCCUUCCACGCUCUUCAGAAGUGACUGUCCUUGUCCAAAACAUUCUUCAUUCAUGGCUUGAGUCUUUAAAAUAUAAGAACUCCAGCUGGAGGUUUCCAUUCUGUUUAUCUCAAUCUAUGGAGACUGAUUUAGUGGUUGAUGUUGCAGCUGCAGUAGUGGUUCCUGCACCGGAGGGCAACACUUGUGCAAACAGAACAAGCAAAAGCAAAACGAUCAAGAUUGGUCCACAUACGGACGCACUUGCUGCAUGUGAUCUUGCUCUCUGUGUUUCUGGUUCAGUGGUGCUUGAGGUGCUUCGCUCGCAAUUACCCCUGGUUGUGACGUAUAAGGCCCACUGGAUUACUCAAUUCAUUGUCAAGAGAUGGGCUUCUAUUCAGUUUGCAUCACUGCCGAAUAUUCUCCUUAACAAGCCUUCACUUCCUGAGGUCCUUUUUUCUGAGUGUACCUCACACAGGCUGUCAUCUGUUAUCAGGAAUUUGAUGGAAAACUUUGACAGCUGCAAGGCUGACCAGUGCGCCACUGCUCAUCUGCUCUUCAAUGCUUUGCAAGAGCCCCUGAACAGAACUGAGGCACAUGCUCCUGACUUCAGGGAAGCACUCACUCCCAGCAAAAUUGCAGCAGAAGUAGUUAUUGAUCGGUUCCAAUAA